AUGGUAUCGCUUGCUCUCAGUGCUGUCUUCUUCCUGUCUUUUAUUUCCUCUCUUGUCGCUUGUCAGACCUCCAUCAAUACCACCGCCGUCCCACUUCCUGUUCCAGAAGGACCAUAUGCUUCUACAAUCACAGUAUCAGAGCUUACCGAUACGUCACGGGCCAACCCAUUCAAUGGAUCUUCUCCAUAUCGUCAAAUUUUAGUCGGCUAUUAUGAGCCAUAUCUCAGGGAAGAUUGCGAUAACAUUGGCGAAAUCAACUACAUGCCAGCUGCCGUGGCAAAUUGGUUCAAUGAGAACGAUCUCCCAAGCUCUGAUUUGACAAUAUUCUCUCAAAUCAAAUUUUCUGAUAUCUGCCUUGAAGCACCAACUAUCAAGCCUGAUACACCUCUUCUCAUCUGGACUGGUGGUUUCUAUACCAGCCGUCUCCAGUACGGUGCGAUUGCACAAGCAAUUGCCAGCCGGGGCUACAGCGUUGUGACAAUAAUUCAUCCAUAUGAUGCAGAAAUUGUAGAGUCUCCAGAUGAAACCAUCAUUUACAGCGCGUACGCCAGUGGAGCACCAACUGGCGCGACUAGCGUGUAUCUCCAAAGUAUCCGUGUCAAAGAUAUUGAGUUCGUCGCGAGUGUAUUCUCGGAAACUUCUGAGGUUGUUGGCCUGUACGGACAUUCCUUGGGAGCCUCAUCUCAGACUGCUGUAUUGCAAGCAGAUACAACGGGCAAAUACGUAGCAGGUUGCAACUUGGAUGAUCUUUUGACUCUGAAGGAUCCAAGGGUAUCUCUUGAACUCUUCAAGACAAUUCAAAACUCAUUCACUGAUCUACCGUUGGUUAUCGAUGUGGCUGGCGUUCGAUCAGUCAAUGAAUCUUACUUCGAGACACUCAUUGAUACGAUAUAUGGACCUCGGGAGAUUCAUGAUAUUACCUCUUCUGUUCGUGAGUGCUUCGAUUGGACUCUUAAAGGUGUCGAGACGCACCCACUUUUGGAUGCGUCGAAUAGCUCUUUUUCGAAUGUUCUUUUCGUUCGAAAGGCUGGUUAUUAG
This is a messenger RNA of Botrytis porri, 1038 nucleotides long. RefSeq lists its product as uncharacterized. The transcript is spliced from 2 exons. Bases 1 to 1038 code for a protein of 345 amino acids. The record is from RefSeq and is a predicted model, not a curated record. Lineage: Eukaryota; Fungi; Ascomycota; Leotiomycetes; Helotiales; Sclerotiniaceae.